UGUGCGCGCGCAGGCGAGCUUGUACAGAAGACGAGCAUUCUUGGAGUUCGGGGAUUCGAGAACGAGCAGCGCGGGCGGAGCGCGCGAGCCCGAGCGCACGGACGAGCAUUAUCUUAGCAUUGGCUCCUACCGCAUGGACCUACUGUAGUCAAGAGUCCUUUUCCACAAGCUGCUCAUCUUCGAGGACAAGAAGCCUAUAAAAUACAACUACUGGAUUUCCUCUGUUCUGAGGAACUCAUUUAAUAUUUCAUUAUUAAAAGGAAUAUGUGAAAAUUCCUGCCAACCAUUGAGAAUUUCUCCCUUUGGACAUUUUUCUUCUACUUUCUACAUAACUUUCUUCGAAGUUCCUUUUUUGGUGCCAUGUUUUGUGGCUUACAUCAAAAGAGGAGUUUGUCUUCAUGAAGAUUCCUAACAUUGGUAAUGUGAUGAAUAAAUUUGAGAUCCUUGGGGUUGUAGGUGAAGGAGCCUAUGGAGUUGUACUUAAGUGCAGACACAAGGAAACACAUGAAAUUGUGGCAAUCAAGAAGUUCAAGGAUAGUGAAGAAAAUGAAGAGGUCAAGGAAACGACUUUACGAGAGCUUAAAAUGCUUCGUACUCUCAAACAGGAAAACAUUGUGGAACUGAAGGAAGCCUUUCGUCGGCGAGGGAAAUUGUACCUGGUGUUUGAAUAUGUGGAAAAAAAUAUGCUUGAAUUGCUGGAAGAAAUGCCAAAUGGAGUACCACCUGAGAAAGUAAAAAGCUAUAUCUAUCAGCUAAUCAAAGCUAUUCACUGGUGCCAUAAGAACGAUAUUGUCCACAGAGAUAUAAAACCAGAAAAUCUCUUAAUCAGCCACAAUGAUGUUCUGAAACUGUGUGACUUUGGUUUUGCACGGAAUCUGUCAGAGGGUAAUAAUGCUAAUUACACAGAGUAUGUGGCCACCAGGUGGUAUCGAUCCCCAGAACUGUUACUUGGAGCUCCCUAUGGGAAGUCUGUGGACAUGUGGUCAGUGGGCUGUAUUCUUGGGGAGCUUAGUGAUGGACAGCCCUUAUUUCCUGGAGAAAGCGAAAUUGACCAACUUUUUACUAUCCAGAAGGUGCUAGGACCGCUUCCAUCUGAGCAAAUGAAGCUCUUCUACAGUAACCCGCGGUUCCACGGGCUCCGGUUUCCAGCUGUUAACCAUCCUCAGUCAUUGGAGAGACGAUACCUUGGAAUUUUAAAUAGUGUUUUACUUGACCUGAUGAAGAAUUUACUGAAGCUGGACCCAGCCGACAGAUACUUGACGGAACAGUGUUUGAAUCAUCCUACAUUUCAAACCCAGAGACUUUUGGAUCGGUCUCCUUCAAGGUCAGCGAAAAGGAAACCUUACCACGUGGAAAGCAGCACAUUGUCUAAUAGAAACCAAGCCAGCAAGGGUGCUGCUUUACAGUCUCACCACCGAUCUAACAGCAAGGACAUUCAGAACCUAAGUGUGGGUCUGCCCCGGGCUGAAGAAGGCCUUCCUGCCAACGAAAGCUUCCUGAAUGGGAACCUUGCUGGAGCUACUCUUAGUCCAAUGCACACCAAAACCUACCAAGCAAGCACCCAGCCUGGGUCUGCCAGCAAAGAUCUGACCAACAACAAUAUGCCACACCUUCUUAGUCCAAAAGAAGCCAAAUCCAAAACAGAGUUUGACUUUAAUAUUGACCCAAAGCCCUCAGAAGGCCCAGGCACGAAGUACCUGAAGUCCAGCACCCGAUCUCAGCAGAACCGGCAUUCAUUCAUGGAGAGCUCUCAGAGCAAAGCGGGGACCCUGCAGCCCAGUGAGAAGCAGAGUCGGCACAGCUAUAUUGACACCAUUCCCCAGUCCUCCAGGAGCCCCUCCUACCGGACCAAGGCCAAAAGCCACGGAGCAUUGAGUGACUCCAAGUCCGUGAGCAACCUUUCUGAAGCCAGGGCCCAAAUUACAGAGACCAAUACCAGUAGGUAUUUUCCAUCCAGCUGUUUGGACUUGAACUCUCCCACUAGCCCAACACCCACCAGGCACAGUGACUCAAGAACUUUACUUAGCCCUUCAGGGAGAAAUAACCGAAAUGAGGGCACGCUGGACUCACGCCGAACCACAACCAGGCAUUCAAAAACCAUGGAGGAGUUGAAGCUGCCUGAGCAUAUGGACAACAGCCACUCCCACUCGCUGUCUGCACCUCACGAAUCUUUUUCUUAUGGGCUGGGCUAUACCAGCCCCUUCUCCUCUCAGCAGCGUCCUCACAGGCAUUCCAUGUAUGUGACCCGGGACAAAGUGAGAGCCAAAGGCUUGGAUGGAAGCCUGAGUAUAGGGCAAGGGAUGGCGGCCAGAGCCAACAGCCUGCAGCUCCUAUCGCCCCAGCCUGGAGAGCAGCUUCCUCCAGAGAUGACUGUGGCAAGACCUUCUGUUAAAGAGUCCUCCAGAGAAGGCACCUCUUCAUUCCAUACCCGUCAGAAGUCUGAGGGUGGAGUAUAUCAUGACCCGCACUCUGAUGAUGGCACAGGACCCAAAGAAAACAGGCACCUGUACAAUGAUCCAGUCCCAAGGAGAGUUGGCAGCUUUUACAGAGUGCCAUCUCCAAGACCAGACAAUUCUUUCCAUGAAAAUAAUGUAUCAGCUAGAGUUUCUUCUCUGCCAUCUGAGAGCAGUUCUGGAACCAAUCAUUCAAAGAGACAGCCAGCAUUUGAUCCAUGGAAAAGUCCUGAAAAUAUUAGUCAUUCUGAUCAACUCAAGGAAAAGGAGAAACAAGGUUUUUUCAGGUCAAUGAAAAAGAAAAAGAAGAAAUCUCAAACAGUACCCAAUUCGGAUGGCCCCGAUCUUCUGACAUUACAGAAAGCGCUUCACUCUGCUAGCACUUCAAGCAGCAGGCCAAAGGAGUGGCGCCCUGAGAAACUAUCAGAUCUACAGACCCAAAGCCAGCCGUUAAAAUCACUGCGCAAGCUGUUACAUCUCUCUUCAGCCUCAAAUCACCCAGCUCCCUCAGAUCCCCGUUUCCAGCCCUUAACAGCUCAAGCAACCAAAAAUUCCUUCUCAGAAAUUCGGAUUCACCCCCUGAGCCAGGCGUCUGGUGGGAGCAGCAACAUCCGGCAGGAGCCCACACCAAAGGGCAGGCCAGCCCUCCAGCUGCCAGGUCAGAUGGAUCCUGGUUGGCACGUGUCCUCUGUGACCAGGAGUGCCACAGAGGGGCCUUCCUACUCUGAACAGCUGGGUGCCAAGAGUGGGCCAAAUGGGCACCCUUAUAACAGAACAAAUCGCUCACGAAUGCCAAAUCUGAACGAUUUAAAAGAGACAGCCUUGUAAUUUGUGCUGUGUUAGGGGGAGGGGGGACAAGGCGGUUGGGAGGGGAGGGAGUGGGGUGGGCUGGGGAGUGGGCUGGGCCUGGGUGGUAAGCCAGUAUUCUCAGCUUUAUGAAGGUGUGUGCAAUAUUGUACGUGUGGGGCCAUCUGGCUCCUCACAGCCACAAAUGCUAGUCAGGGAUCUUAGAGCCAAGGGAGUUCCUUAGGGAUCACCACUCCCCACAGGUCUUGUGUGAGAAUAGGUAGAGUGUGCCAUUGAGGAAGAAGAAAUUUUUGCCAGUUUCUCCCCCUUACAUUCCAGCUUUAGUGCAAUCUCUGUUGAACUUGGGAAAGCCGGGACAUGUCCUAGCACUGCAAGGGAUAUAAAAAUUCGUGUUGACCGAUGCCCUUACCACAUAUUUUUUUCUGCCUAGACUAAAUGUGGGGUUUAUUGUAAUCCAGAAGUACCCCUUUGAAGGGUUAGCAGAUGAACUGUAUGUCUUAAAUUGUUUUCUAAGCUUCCACAUUUGAUAGGAUUUGUAACAUUUAUUUAUAAUUAAUAUUGUACUGUUAUAAUCAUACCUUUUAUGUUAUAAUGUAAAGUUAUUUUGAGCUGUUUGGAACAUUGUGAAGCAGUGGGACAGCUACAGUAGUUUCUAUAAAAACUAAACAGUAACAUUUAUAUAUUGCAUCAGGAGUAUUUUAUUCUAUAUAUAUAUAUAAAUAUAUAUAGUAAAUAUCUGUCUGUUUUAUAAAUAUAUUCAUUUAAAGAAAGUAUCGUUAUGACACUAUCUGCCAUAUUUUUAUACAUUUGUGAUAUGAAGUGAGUAUUAUACUUCUAAUAAAGGGAGUUGAAUUGUGGCUACAUGUGACUGUAACAAUAUGAACCUUGAUCAAUUUUUCAGCCCCAGCAGUAGCCUCUAGAUGUGAUCCUUAGUAGCAGACAAAAUGCAGCAUCUCUUUCCAGACCCGUAAGGGAAAAAGGUCAGAUAGACCAUUGGGGAUCCCAGCAGGCCUCGUUUCCGCCCUCACACAGGCUCCCAUUUGUGUCCAGGGACGUCACUCGCACGUGAAGGGAGAUAGAGGCAUUGCUCUCAUGAGUCUUUUAGAGAGAAUGUGCUCUUCCACUUAGUAUUUGUGUAGAGCGUAGACCAAAGAUGUGCCUGCGAACAUUCCUUGUUGUCAGGGUGUAAGAGGCACCUGUCUGCAGAUCUUGCAAACCAGCUCUAUGCUCCUGAAUCCUGUCUGCCCUCCUGGAGGCACUUGGCUCUAGGUGGGGUGUGAGAUACGUAUGUGGUAUUUCUACUUCUAAAUGCUUUUUCUGUUACUGCUCUUUCUGAUAUACUUAAAAGGCUCCUGAAGCAAUUCCAGAUGUAGAGAAUGAAUAUAUAUAUAUAUAUCUAUAUAUAUAGAUAUAUAUAUAUAUCUCCAUAUCCGUUUUUUCCUUCCUGGAACUGUCCAUUUCUAUCAAGGUCAUCAUCAUGCACACGCCUGUAUAUAUACACCACACUCCAUCGGAACAGGACCUAUGUUUUCCCCUCAUCUGAUCACUUUCAAAUCCCAAGUAACUCCUGAGUUACUCCAAGUAUCAUCAAGGCUUUUGGCCAGCUAGUGUCACACACCCCUGUGUCUCUGGGCCAUCCUUCACAGAAAUCACCUCAAUGCCAUCAUGUAUCAGUAAUAUUAGAUAUUCGGAAAUAGUCUCUUAGCAAUAAGACUUUUAGCAGUUCCUCCCACCCCUCAAAGAGUUAGCUUCUCAGUAUUUAUCACUUGUUACAGAAUUCUGAGAGGGUCAGCCCCUGAAUGAAGUCAACUCUCACUGAAAAAUGCUGAGUUACCCUUAACCCUCCCCCAAGAUUUUGAAAAUCUUAGCUCUGAUGAUUAUGAAGAUUAUAAGGAAAAAAUGUCUUAGAUUCUUUGAAGCUUAAAUUGUGUGCAUAUUACAUUUUUAUAUAAAUACUAUAAUGUGUAUUGAUUAUAUAUAGAGGUCAUUUUAAGGUGCUUUUUAUUUAAUUUUAAUAAGUAUAAUAGGCACUAAGAUGAAACUCAACUGGGUACUAUCACUGAAACAAUCUGAUUCAAAUCAGUAGUUUUGCAUGCUCUCGAGUUCUUUUUCUAUCUCUUCUUCUAACAGUUCAAUACCGUUCGGGUAGCUCUUGAAUCUGGCUUUUCCCAGGCAGCUGCUUGGCUAUACAAGUGAGGUAGACCCUCAGCAGUUUUUUGCCUGGAUGUAGUGACUCUAAAAUGUGUAUAUUUAACUGUUCUUUUUCAUACUAAAUCUGUACCUUAUUAACCCCCUCACAAACCAGAAACUACGUUUUUUUUUUCCUCUGGAAAGACUUCUCACUGUGCUGUGCGCUUAGCAACUGCGCGGUCCCAUUGCCACACUGUGGCAUUUGAGGCUCGUUGUCACCUGGGGGCUGGUGUCCCAUGUUGUCAUCCUUGCUAACACUGGGAUCUCAGAUGUUUGCAGAACAUUUAUAUUCACGACAGUUCUUCAAAGAAGGGCUAGAAUAAUUGCCUUCUACCUGGAACAAACUAAACCUAACUGAUGAGUCAAUAUAUACUUUUUCGUACAUUCCCGGAUUUGAGCCAGAAAAUAGCUACAAUGUUUUCAACUAGUGUUUUCAAGGUAGCUCUGUUAUCUUCUUAGCUUUUGUCCCUUCUGACGUUUCAUUGAUCCUCAGUAAGCUGUAAGUAAGCCUACAAUCGGCAUUUCUAGCAUGUCAUUCUCUUCCUGCUCUUGUGGGGUGGGGUGUAAAGUUUUCUCUCAGCUCUACUGGGCCCUCUCUUAGCUUUGAUCUGUUUCUUUCCUCUCUGGGUUGAUGCAGGAGUUAUUGACCUCACAAAGACUGCCACCUGUGCAUGGUAGGAAAGACUUGACAUAAAGUCACAACAAAUUGCAUUUUCUUUAGGAAGAGGAAUGUAUGAUAUCCAUGUUCUAUUAUCUGCCCUAACCUCCUAAGAGAUACAAAGGUUAAACGAACACUUGUGAAUUACUUUGUUUUAUGAAAGUAUCGCUGAUCUCCUUUAGAAAAGCAGCUUGGCCUGUCUGUUUUUCUACUUUUGCUUCUCCACAUCCUCCUUUUUCUUCUCUGAAGGUCUAAGUGAACUUGAACUGAGCCUUGUUCAGUCUUGACUGAAGCUUAGCUUCUCUCCAGAGCCCAAGACCAGAAGAGGGAGUGCUUCAUGCCAGGGGGCUCAAGUGAGCUGUCUCUGUAGCAAGCGCCUCCCUUUUAGGGGCAAUUUUGCCCCCCGAAACACAAAUGGCAAUGUCUUUAGACAUUGGAUUGCCACUAGGGGCAUCUAGUAGUUAGAGGCCAGGGGUGCUGCUAAACAUCCUGCAAUGCAUAGGAUAGCCUCCCAACCCGAAAGUAAUCCAGCCUCAAACAUCGCUAGUGCUGAGGUUGAGAAACCCUACCCUAUACCAGUCCAGGCCUGCGCCACCACCAAGUCUGCAGCACUUGGCUCUGGCCUUGCUCUUUCCAGGGCACAGAGCUGCAGCUAUGAAUUCUUCAUCACAUUCUCUUAAAGAAUCUUCUACCACUGUUGUUGAUAUCCUAUUGUUUGUUUCCAUUGUCUUGGGCCUGCUAAAAGGUGCAUACUUUGGGAGGAAACCAGAGUUACCUUAUAUGUGUUUGAGAAUUUAAAUCCUAGGUUAGCUUCCUUAGAAAAUCUCUCAUAGAGCCAUGAGGCUUAUAUUUAGAAGCAAGCAACAGCCUGGCAGAUUGGCAUGAUUUUUACCAACUGCUCAAAGGCAUCCAUGGCUUUUAGCUGAAUCUACCGAAAGAAAAUGUCUUUUUUUUUUUUUCAUUCAAGUCAUUUAAUAGCUUUUUACAAAUAUUAGCAUAUGGCAGACAGAUUAGAAGCAAAACUCUUUAUUGGUGGUUGUGAUGUGGCUGUUAUAGAAGUAUUUGUACUGUAUGCUUUGAUUAAAUCUGUUUUAAAACAUAUUUUAAGACUCACCAUAUGCAGUUGUGUACUUUGAUUCUAAGCUCUGAGCUACACCGGUCAGUCUCUAGUUGCGCCGUAUAUUAUAAAGUAUGUCGUGGUUGUAGAGUUAGCCAGUUUAGCAUGUUCCUAAUCUGAAAAUUAGUGGACUACACUAGGAAAUGCUAUCCCAUUUUCCCUUCCCAGCACCUCUUAGUUGAUAUCAUAGUAUCCUCACUUCUUAAACUAGUUUGUAGAGUAAAUAAGGAAAAAAGCCAUUUAUUUUCUUCUAGCCAUGUAUUUAAAAUGAUUCAUAAGUGUACAACUUUUUUUCAAAGGCCAGAGGAUUACUUCUCAAGUGCAUAGAAGGCUCUGUCCACUUCUGUUCACCUUGGUCCCAGUGCUGUCAGAACUCUUUUGGCAAGAGCAGUAAGUAGCUCAUCCUCAGUCGCUGCUGGAGCUCAGCUGGAACUCAGUAAAUCUGCAUAUUCUCUCCUGCUCAGAACCUGUUUUCUGGAGAGCAUUGCUUUUAUAUCAGCAAGUUCAUUGCCUCCUGCAUUUGAGUGGGAUGUUGAACUCCUUGUGAGUACUGAAACCCACGGAUUCAUACUUCUUUGAACCCGAAAAGUAGUAUGUUACACUAAACCAAGUCAGAAAAUAGUGGACUAUUUCUUUGCCUCUUUCUUUCACCACUAAUAAAAUAAAAUCUAUAGACAGCAAAAACUUAUUUGUGGUUUAAGAAAUAACAGUCCUGGUUUCUGUGAAAAGGACUGUAGAAAAGAUAUUGCAAAUGUUGUAAACAUCCUAUCACUAACACCCAGAACCAGAAUAUCACAAGAAGGUCCUCACAGAGAUGUAAAAGGCCAGCUUAGGGCUAGGGCUAUAGCUCAGCAGUAAGCACUUGCCUAGCAUGCUUGAGACCCCUGGGUCCUACUCCUAUAUAUAUAUAUA
This is a messenger RNA of Chinchilla lanigera (long-tailed chinchilla), 8137 nucleotides long. RefSeq names its product cyclin-dependent kinase-like 5 (gene Cdkl5). Gene Ontology annotation, biological process: regulation of dendrite development; protein phosphorylation; positive regulation of axon extension. The record is from RefSeq and is a predicted model, not a curated record. The transcript has 19 exons. Bases 399 to 3281 code for a protein of 960 amino acids. Lineage: Eukaryota; Metazoa; Chordata; Mammalia; Rodentia; Chinchillidae. Gene Ontology annotation, cellular component: dendrite cytoplasm; nucleus. Gene Ontology annotation, molecular function: protein kinase activity; ATP binding.